AGCUCUAGGCCAAUAUUUUGUAUAUCCCGUCGAUAAAUUGUCUCUUAUGGUUCAUCUUCCCCAAAGUUAUAAUGAAAAUGCAGAUGGGUUUUAUAUGUCUUGUUUGUUUUAUGAUGAUAAACAUUGGUGUUACUAGAGCAACUAUAUGUUACAAAUCAGGGAAUUUCACAACAAAUAGCACCUAUGAGAAGAACAGGAACAUGAUCCUCUCAUCUGUUGCUUCUAAUGUAACUCUACGUGAUGGUUUUUUUUAUACUGCAACUAUUGGCCAAGAGCCUGACAAAGUUUAUGCUCUUGCUCUUUGUAGAGGGGACUCUUUGUUAGAAGAGUGUGCUGAUUGUGUCAGUUCUUCAGCCAAAGAUAUUAUGAGGCAGUGUUUGAACCAGAAAGAAGCAGUGGCAUGGGGAGGGACUCCUCAGUGCAUUGUACGCUAUUCAAACCGUUCUAUUUUUGGAAUAAUGGAGCCGGAUCCUAUUGCUGGCGGUUGUGAAGGGAACAACAUUAAUACAACAGAUACAGCGCAGUUUAAUGAGACUUGGGUGAGUUUGAUGGAGGGCUUGGUGAUAAAUGCUUCUACUGGGUCCAAUCACCCUAGGCGUAAGUUUGCAACUGGAGACGAAAAUUUUUCAUACUUUAUGAAGAUAUAUGCAUUACUGCAGUGUACUCCAGAUAUUUCUCCAAGUGAUUGUGAAGAUUGUCUACGCCAAUCUAUAUAUUACCGAGAGGAUCAUGAUCAAGGGCAGACAGGUUGCCUCAUUAUGAGACCUAGCUGUAUUUAUAUGUGGGGUUUAGGUCCAUUUUAUAGAGACUCUCUUGAUGCUUCAUCACCAUCUCUUCCACCUUCUCCGCCAAAGAUAAUCCCAGAAAAGAAACGAGGCUUUACAUCUAGGAUUGUUAUAAUAAUUGUUCCUUCGGUAGUGGUUAUUUUUUUAGCCCUUGUUGCCUUCAUUUGUGUCCUUUUACAAAGAAGGAAGACAAAGCAGGCGAUAGGAAGUGAGGAGGAGGCAGAAGGUUCUUGUGAAAUUGAUAAUGUGGAUCCCUUGCAAUUUGACUUCAGCACUAUCAAAGCUGCAACAAAUGACUUUUCGAUUGAUAGUAAGCUGGGACAAGGGGGAUUCGGUGUUGUCUAUAAGGGUAGGCUUCUUGAUGGACAGGAUGUAGCUGUUAAGAGAUUGUCAAGAAAUUCUGGCCAAGGAGAAUUAGAAUUAAAAAAUGAGGUCCUUUUAGUGGCAAAGCUUCUUCAUAAGAAUCUUGUUAGACUUCUAGGUUUCUGUAUGAAAGGAAAUGAAAGGCUUCUAAUCUAUGAGUUAAUGCCCAAUUCAAGUCUAGACAACUUCAUAUUUGAUCCCAUAAAACGCUCAUCGUUGGAUUGGGAAACACGAUACAAAAUCAUUGGAGGUAUAACACGAGGAUUGCUUUAUCUUUUUGAAGAUUCAAGGUUACGGGUCAUUCACCGUGACCUCAAAGUUAGUAAUAUUCUUCUAGAUGCUAAUAUGAUUCCUAAAAUUGCAGAUUUUGGAAUGGCAAGAUUGUUCGAAAUGGAUCAAACUCAAGCCAAUACAAGUAGAAUUGUUGGCACCUUCGGAUAUAUGGCUCCAGAGUAUAUAAAACAUGGACACUUCUCAACUAAGUCUGACGUUUUUAGCUUCGGUGUGUUAGUCUUGGAAAUCAUUAGUGGUCAACAAAAUAGUUGUUUUCCUAACGAAGAGGAACCACAAGAUUUACUAACCUAUGCAUGGAGAAACUGGACUAGAGGGACAGCUUUAAAUAUGAUAGACUCCAGUCUGAGGGGUUGUUCUAGCGGUGAAAUGAUAAGAUGCAUCCACAUUGGGUUGCUUUGUGUACAAGAAAAAGUAGCCAAUAGACCUACAAUGUCUUCGGUUGUUCUUAUGUUGACUAGCCACUCUCAGUCUCUCCCAAUACCCUCAAAACCUGCAUUUUUUAUGCAAUCUAGCUCGGAUCUGGAUUAUUCAGAAUCUUCUAUGUUGGAUUACAGUGAAAAUGAUGCUCUAUUUUCGCUGAAUGGGGCUUCAAUUACUGAACUUGACCCUCGAUAAUGUUUGAAGAUGGAAAUUAUAUCUUUGAGGAUUGAAACCUGUAAAUGCAGUUAUAUAACAAUAGGAGCUUAGCCAAGUAUCAGUGUAAACUAUUUUUGUGUCAUAUAUUAUAUGGUUUGAACU
Molecule: messenger RNA, 2180 nt
Organism: Pistacia vera
Lineage: Eukaryota; Viridiplantae; Streptophyta; Magnoliopsida; Sapindales; Anacardiaceae
Product: putative receptor-like protein kinase At4g00960
Exons: 7
Coding region: 72-2057 (661 amino acids)
Biological process (GO): protein phosphorylation
Molecular function (GO): ATP binding; protein kinase activity
Source: RefSeq, a predicted model, not a curated record